AGAGAAGAGCAUCUUUGUUCUUUGCUCAGUAGAUUGUAAAAAGUGGAAAAUAAUAAUUAUUGUUUAGUUCUUGAGUGUACAAUAUCAUUCAAAAUUUGAACUAAUAUUACUUAGUUCUGGUGAAAAUGGUUGAACAACAGAAGCAACGUAUCGAGCUGGAAUUGUCCCGGCGCGUAGACGAACUCGAUCGGACAAUCUUGCGUAAGAUGCAGGGUGAAAUGCACGAAUGUGCUGCACGUUGCUGUCGCGAUUCCAAUGCCAGUAUGGAUUCCGUGCAACGUUGCAUAGAGGCUUGCUCGGCGCCUGUGCAACAUGCUCAACAACACGUUGAGAAAGAACUAGGGAAUUUCAACAAUCGACUACAACGCUGUGUUAUGGACUGUAACGAUACCAUUAAAGACAAAAUGGGUUCCAAACCGUCGGAAGAUGACAUUUCCAAGUACACCUCGAUGUUCGAACGAUGUGCCAUUAAGUGCGUCGAUAAACAUGUAGAUUUAUUACCCGGAUUGUUCAAAUCGAUGCGCCAGGUUCUGGGAAACAAAGGGUACUAAGACCAGUUUGCUUCCCUAAUGAUUUUUUUCGGUUAAAGUUCACAAUGAACCGGUUGUGUUCAGAAUGAAACAUCUAACAAACAAUUUGCUGGGCAAAGAACGCAUUUCACGGUUGGCAUUAUUUAGUGUUAUCGUUAGUUUUCUGGUACUUUUUUUAAAGUCAUAAAAGUGUAUAAUAAAGAUGUACAUUGAGAUUA
This is a messenger RNA of Ochlerotatus camptorhynchus, 748 nucleotides long. RefSeq names its product protein FAM136A. Lineage: Eukaryota; Metazoa; Arthropoda; Insecta; Diptera; Culicidae. The record is from RefSeq and is a predicted model, not a curated record. The coding region runs from base 126 to 551 and encodes 141 amino acids. The transcript is spliced from 2 exons. Gene Ontology annotation, cellular component: cytoplasm.